Messenger RNA from Hypanus sabinus (Atlantic stingray), 5469 nucleotides. Its product is annotated as zinc finger SWIM domain-containing protein 5-like. The transcript is spliced from 15 exons. Bases 16 to 3348 code for a protein of 1110 amino acids. Gene Ontology annotation, cellular component: Cul2-RING ubiquitin ligase complex. The record is from RefSeq and is a predicted model, not a curated record. Gene Ontology annotation, molecular function: zinc ion binding. Lineage: Eukaryota; Metazoa; Chordata; Chondrichthyes; Myliobatiformes; Dasyatidae.
GAGGAGUUGUCGGCGAUGGCGGACGUACGGGGGGAGCCGCCGGCGAAGCGGCCGUGCCUCGGGAACUGCGGGGCGACAGCGACGAUGAGAGCGGCCCAGACAAAGCCGGGCCACGGUAGAUUCCAGCGGCCCGACACCCUGCUGGACAUCAGUGCCAAGAAAGUGGCGGAGAAAUGGCCCUUCGAGCAGGUAGAGGAACGAUUUUCUCGAAUCCCAGAGCCAGUUCAGAGGAGGAUUAUUUUCUGGUCCUUUCCCAGAAAUGAACGGGAAAUCUGCAUGUACUCAUCGCUCAGCUAUCAGUGUCAGGAAGGAGAAAAGGACGGUGAAGUUCCUUUCAACAAAGGGCUGAGGUUAUUGGAAACGGGAGCCAUAGAACGUGUACUGCAAGUAGGGUUUCAUUUGAGUGGAACUGUGACAGAACUGGCCAGCCAGGGUGAGCCUGAGAAAAUAUACAAAGUUGCCAUCAGCUUUGACCGUUGUAAAAUUACCUCUGUGACAUGCGGGUGUGGUAACAAGGACAUCUUCUACUGUGGCCAUGUAGUGGCACUCUCCCUCUACCGUAUCCGGAAAGCUCAGCAGGUGGAACUGCGCCUCCCCAUUUCUGAAACUUUAUCACAAAUGAAUCGGGAUCAACUACAGAAAUUUGUGCAGUAUCUUAUCACAGCCCAUCACACGGAGGUUCUUCCCACCGCUCAGAAACUAGCCGACGAAAUUCUAUCUUCAUGUUCUGAAAUUAAUCAAGUUCAUGGUGCUCCUGAUCCCACAGCAGGUGCAAGCAUAGACGAUGAAAACUGCUGGCAUCUUGAUGAAGAGCAGGUACAGGAGCAGGUGAAAGUGCUGUUAUCAAUCAGUGGUUACUAUGGAGCUAGCAAGCAACUCCAUUCCAUGUUUGCUAAGGUGCGGGAGAUGCUCAGAAUGCGGGAUUCCAAUGGAGCUCGGAUGUUGACACUAAUGACAGAGCAGUUCAUGGAAGACCCACGCCUCUCGCUGUGGCGACAACAGGGGACAGGGAUGACUGACAAAUGCAGAGAGCUGUGGGAUGAGUUAGGUGCUCUCUGGGUAUGUGUAGUACUAAAUCCUCAUUGUAAGCAGGAGGAGAAAGCUGGCUGGGUUGAGCUUCUCAAGAAAUGGAACAACAUGGACGUCUGCCCACAAGAAGAUGGUAACUAUGGCAAUCAUAUCAACGAAAUACCUAGUAUCACAGCUGGCAUACAGCACAACUCAAAUCGAAACCAAGUUGGAUCGCGGAGAACUGUUUUUGUGCGUGCAAUAGAAGCCUGUGGCCUGGACUGGAAAGACUGUCAUUUGCGCAGAAUUAUCAGCAGUGACAAUUAUACCAACCAGUGGCAUGAUGGGGACCGAUCACUGUUUGAUUCCCAGGGACGGCCUCUUUGGCUGGAGCAUGUACCAACUGCUUGUGCCAGAGUAGAUGCACUGAGGUCACAUGGAUAUCCCAGAGAAUCUCUUCGCCUGGCUGUUGCAAUUGUCAAUACUGUCCGGUUACAGAAAAGACGCCAGUUAGAAACAUACAAACACCAGAAGAAAGAGCUAUUACAGAAAGGGGUAACCACCAUUGCAAAUCAGGAAGGUUGGGUCGGGCAUCCUCUUGAUCCGAUUGGGUGUCUAUGCAGAACAUUGCUCGAGGCUUGCAAGAUGGAUGAUGAGAGCUCAGUGUUAUUCACAGAUUCGAUAAAUGAUAUUCGCAAGCCGAUCUAUCAGCACUUUCCAGUUCCAGGCAGCAGCAACACCGGGGAGUCUUAUUAUGCACUUGCACUUGAAGUGGCACUAAUAGGAUUAGGGCAGCAGCGGCUAAUGCCAGAAGGUCUGUAUGCUCAGGACAAAGUGUGUCGGAAUGAAGAACAGCUUGUAUCGAUGCUGUCACAAAUGGAAUUUGACGAACGGCUCGUUCAAGUAUUGCGAAAACAAGCUGUCUUAUUACUGGAAGGAGGUCCAUUUAGUGGCCUGGGAGAAGUUGUCCACAGAGAGAGUGUACCCAUGCACACCUUUGCAAGAUACCUGUUCAAAGCACUCCUGCUUCAUGACCCUGAUUUGGCAUACAAGGUGGCUUUAAGAGCAAUGAGAUUGCCAGUGCUGGAAUCAAUGGCACCAGCUGGCGAUGGUUCUCACCCACAUCUGGUCGCAUUGGUAGAUCCUAGUCGUUACCCACGUUGGUUCAUCCUCGGGCACCUUGAAACACAGCAGUGUGAGCUGGCAUCCACUAUGCUAACAGCUGCAAAAGGAGACCCAAAGUGGCUGCGAGUGGUGUUGGAAUCCAUUCAGCAGAACAUCCAUUCUCCAUCACUCAUUUACAAGCUGGCACAGGAUGCUUGCAAGACAGCAACACCUCCCAACUGUGCACCUGAUAUUACACUCCUCAAUGUAUCUCUGGAGCUGGGGCUACAGGUUAUGAGGAUGACACUAUCGACCAUGAAUUGGCGGCGUCGUGAGAUGGUUCGCUGGCUGGUGAGCUGUGCUACAGAAGUUGGUGUUUGUGCCUUGAUGAACAUAAUGCAGAAUUGGUAUUCUCUCUUCACUCCAACCGAGGCUACCACAAUCGUAGCUGCCACGGUGACCUCCCAUGCCACUGUCUUGCGCCUGAACCUGGACUAUACCCAGCGCGAGGAGCUGGAUAGUUGUGCCCGGACGGUUGCCCUCCAGUGUACAAUGAAAGACCCUCAGAACUGCGCCCUGUCUGCCCUUACUCUGUGUGAGAAGAACCAUGUGGCCUUCGAAACAGCGUACCAGAUUGUUCUUGACUCGGCCUCCACGGGUAUGAGCUACUCGCACUUGUUCACCAUCGCUCGGUACAUGGAGCACAGGGGCUUCCCCAUCCGCGCCUACAAAAUGGCCAGCCUGGCCCUGUCCCACCUCAGCGUAACUUACAACCAGGACACCCACCCAGCCAUCACUGACGUGCUGUGGGCCUGUUCCCUGAGCCACUCACUGGGCAAGAAUGAGCUGGCUGCCAUAGUACCGUUGGUCAUUAAGAGCGUGCAGUGUGCCCCCGUGUUGUCAGACAUUCUGCGGAGGUGCACCAUGUCUGCUCCUGGCCUGCCUGGCGUUCCUGGCCGACGGAAUUCCGGCAAGCUCAUGUCGACGGAAAAGGCCCCCCUUUGCCAGUUGCUCAACGCGACCAUCGACGCCUACAUUAGCACCACCCACUCACGUCUGACUCACAUCAGCCCCCGCCACUACGGCGAGUUCAUAGAGUUCCUCAGCAAGGCUCGGGAGACAUUCCUGAUGGCUCAGGAUGGACACAUACAAUUUACGCAGUUCAUAGACAACCUCAAACAGACUUACAAAGGCAAGAAGAAGCUCAUGAUGCUGGUUCGAGAGCGUUUUGGCUGAAGUUCAGGAUUGUUCCUUUCCUUAGUCUUCCUUUGUUCUGGUGAACUCCUUUUUAUUAAUAGAGCCAAAAUAACAAAGUCAUUCCAUGUGCACACUAUUGGUGCAGCCAUAAAUAGGAACUGGUUGUGCCCCGGUCUGAGUCUCAGCAGGGCCUGAGUUUGGAACACUGCCUCUGCACCCUGCCAGACAGGGCUUACAGUUGCUGGAGUUAGGAAUCUGGAUGUUGUCUUCGGUGGGGAUCAGACUGGAAAAGGAAUACUAAACUAGCAAGGUGUGAGUUAUCCCAACUAAGUGUCCCAAAUCAUUUCACAGACCCGAGGUUUCUUUGUGAAGAUGUUCUAUGGCAGUCCCUGUUUAGCAAUGGUUGUACCUUGUUAUUUUAGUGGGCAAGGGUAAAGUCAUGAACUCUAAGGGUGGUUAAAUGAUUUACAACAGGAUUGGCCCCUCCUUUGAGGGUAUGAUGUGAUGGACUCAUUGAGUGUUAAAUGAUUCUUUGCUUUCCUGUAUGACACCAGUUUGGUCAGACCUGUUUGACUCCCACUUCCUGCCCUAGCCCCACUCUCCACCCCUCCAACACAAACCUCGGUGUGCCAUAGCUAGUAAGCUGCCUGUGUGUUAAUGCUGUUGCUGCUUUGAUAGCUCCCAAUCUUGAAACCAUCCAGCAAAGACCAGCGCUGGAGAUGAGGCUGAUCUUACACAGGUUCAGUUAAAGAGAGCUCUCCAGAAAUUAUAGUUCAGAGUUAGAGGGAGGAGUGGAGUUUUGGAUUUGUCUCUCACUCCCUUGUGAUCUAUCUCAAUAGGUGAUGUUGACAUUUGGUGCCAAAAAAUGGGAGUGUUCUAUUCCCAAGCAACACCUUUUCCCACAGUUUCACUCACUAUCAGUAUUUUUAAAUGUUCCUCAAGAUUCAACCCUCUUUGCAUUUUGCUUGAAUUUGUUUUUAACAACUGGAAUGCCUUUAAGUUACAUCCUAUCGUAAUGCUUCCUGUUCAAGCUGCGUGAGGGCCAGUAAAUCCUUUUCCCAGCCUAACCACUUACAAGUGUGAUCAGUAAGUGAAACGGGGCAGUAACAUAUAACUGAACCAGCAAAUACUGUUCACAACAGGAUAGUGUCAUGCUGAGAAGUCGUAACUAUUUUUGUUCUUGCCCAACUCGCUAGUUAAAGAGCAAACACGAGGAAAUCUGCAGCUGCUGAAAAUUCAAGCAACAACACACACAAAAUGCUGGUGGAACACAGCAGGCCAGGCAGCAUCUAUAGGGAGAAGUGCUGUAGACGUUUCGGGCCGAGUCUUGACGAAGGGUCUUGGCCCAAAAUGUCGACAGCGCUUCUCCCUAUAGAUGCUGCCUGGCCUGCUGUGUUCCACCAGCAUUUUGUGUGUGUUGUCGCUAGUUAAAGGUUAUUUUUUUUUCUCUCGUGUUCUGCCCUCUUCUGAAAAAUUUUUGGAGCAAUCUUAAUAUUUUUAAGCUAAAUUAUGCUGUAAAUUUAACUUGCUCUGCUGGAAUACUCUUGUCAGAAACACUGUGGUAGUUAAAAUAUUUGUGGAGAAAACACCCUUGGUAAUCUUUGCUGUACACUUGGUACAGGGAACCUCUUCCCUUUGUGGUAAUUUUUUUUAAUUUACAAGUUGACACCGACCAAAAAAAACUUGGAGGCCCUAGUGAAUUACCACAUGUAACGUACUAUACCAAAUCUUCUGAUGUAUACCUCCUUCCAACACUUUCUCUCUUGUCUCUCUCUCUUGCCAACAAUCUCCUGCCAAACUUGAAUUUUGAAAAGGAAGAAGAUAACUUAAGCCAUUCUGAUCAGGCGAGUGUUUUUUUUUGUAAACCUGUGUGUGCUGUGACUGAGCCCAUUCUCAGGGAAGAAGAAAAUGCUUUGUAAAUAGUAUUUUAUUUGUCAAAUUAAUAUGAAAAAAGUUAAAACCUUUAAUUUAUGAAAUAAGUGUAAUAUAGUACUUGAAUUCCUUUUGUGGGCAAGCAGAUUGUCAUCUUUAAAUUUUUUGAUGUAUUGCACAGCUGUAGGGUUAAGCUUAAAACAGCUGCUGGUCAGUUUAAUUGCUCUUGCUUUUUGUACAGUGUAUCCUCAAUUUUUUGUUAAAUAUUUAUUAAAGUUUGUAAAUGGU